Molecule: messenger RNA, 1094 nt
Organism: Cryptomeria japonica (Japanese cedar)
Lineage: Eukaryota; Viridiplantae; Streptophyta; Pinopsida; Cupressales; Cupressaceae
Product: thioredoxin-like 4, chloroplastic
Exons: 4
Coding region: 133-756 (207 amino acids)
Source: RefSeq, a predicted model, not a curated record
CAAAAAUUCCCAUUACAUAGAGAUAGGGCUGGGAGAGGUUAAGAAGACCCUCACACCCAUAAAUAAUGUGAGGGGUCCAGGGUGGAGGGUCGAGACGGAUUUCAGCUCUGCGUGCAUCAAAAGUGCACCAGUAUGAGUGUGCGCAUGCUGAGCUGUCAUUCCCUCCCAUCGUACACGUGGAAUCGUGUUGCUGCGCUGGAGAAGCUCAGGCCGACACGUCAGCUCUCCACCAAUAAAAGGCGGCCAUUUGUUUUUGCUGUCCGAGGGGGAAUCGACAUAGAUAGGAGAGCCUUCUUCAAUCAACAGCUUUGCAGGCAACUGGAAGCAGAAGCGAUUGAAGCAGAGGCAGAAAUUAGCUGUCCAAUUCAUUGUGUACGGGAAGUACAAAGCCAUAGGGAAUUUGAGAAAGUGCUGAACGAUGCUCAGGAACACAAUAAACUGGUGGUCUUGGACUUCUACAAUACAUCUUGUGGCUCAUGCAAAUAUAUUCUUCCACAAUUCAUCAAAUUGUGCAAAAAGGGACUUCCUGGCAUCCCCAAGAUGGUUGAGGGACUUAUAGAAGUCUCCAGGCUGACCCUGGGCAUCCCCCCAACAUCCCCAAUGGGGGGGAUGUCUUCUACUUCUACAAGGCAUCCUGGAAACAUCCCCGCUCUUUGGGGGCAAUGGGAGGAUGUUUCACUUCCAUCUUUGUGUCCCCAGAACAUCCCUGUUUCCAAAAAUCUGCAUUUUCAUGGGGUGCGCAUCACAUGGAACUAAGGAUUAUUCAUAAUACCGUCUCAUUUGUAGAUAAGGGUUUCCUUGUACGAUGUAAUGUACAUGGUUUCUUUUUAUUGUUUGUUUGGUAACUCUUAGAUUAGGGUAUGGGUCCACUUAUAUGCAAAUUUGGGGAAUUUUGGACUGCAUUCUUGCGUUGGGUAUAAGCUUUUGAUCACAUUCUAAACAUUUAAACCUGGUCCUUGAACGUACCCCAUUAAAUUUGGGUUAUGCACAUUGCAUGCGUCUCUUGAUGUUAUGGGCUACCUAUUGCAAUGAGGGGGAUUUGAACUUUUGUUGCACUUAAUUAUUGUUCCCCAUUACCAUUACACCAUAGGCUC